UUUGGAGGAUACAUACGCUUCACCAUCCGCUUCUUCCAAUUCGUCCUCGCCCUCACCGUCGCAGGACUCUACGGCUACGACUUGAAUAAUGCCAGAAGAGCGCACAUCUACGCAGACCCGAAAUGGACUUAUGCAGUCGUUGUCGCCGCGCUGUCUGCCAUCAGCGUCUUCUUCUUCUUGUUCAAGUUCUCGCUCAGGUUUUUCUGGGAUGCCGUCAUGGUCAUACUAUGGGCCGUUGUUUUUGGCAUCUUCGGGAAAAUGUACAUCAACGACCAUCCCACGCCCCACCAAGGCGGUCAAAUACGCAUGAAGAAUGUAGUCUGGGUUGACCUCGCCAACCUCAUCUUAUGGUUCAUUACCUUUGUCUGGGACUUGAUCUUGCACUUCACGCGUAUGGAUAAAAUGACCUUGCACACGGGAAGAGCU
Molecule: messenger RNA, 426 nt
Organism: Aureobasidium melanogenum CBS 110374
Lineage: Eukaryota; Fungi; Ascomycota; Dothideomycetes; Dothideales; Saccotheciaceae
Exons: 2
Source: RefSeq, a predicted model, not a curated record